AUGUGCGGACCGAACUCGGGACGCGAUCGCUGGACGACGACGACGCUGUUGGUCGUGGCCGUCCUGUUGGCUGCCGGAGAAGUCCACGUAAGUAUAUUUUAUAACGUUACAUAUCGAUUAUCUUGUUAGGGCUACAACACGGUUGGUCGAGGAAUGUAUUGUUUCUACAAUGGUGUUUAUUUUUUUCGCGGACAACUUUUCUACCGGUAAAUGUUUCCGAUUUACACGAACUGCAGUGUAAAAUAACCGAAAAUGAGGAGUUUAACGUAUACCUACAAUUUAGAAAAUAAUAAUAAACUGGAUUUUAAAAAUGGGUACUAUAACUCGCGCAUGCGUAUUUGAUAAUUGGCAGUACGUUAUGUUAUGUAUAAACUUCUUUAAGUACCUAUUAACUAUUUAACGUAACUAGAAUCCUUAGACACAAACACUCGAUCAAAAUGUUUCAAUUUGUUUGUAGGUCCCGCCCUAAUGUGUAACAAACUGGGCAGGUACCAAAAAUUACCUGUAAAUGGUUAAAUAUUUGUUACACUUUUAUUUAUUGGUAUCGGUUUUAUAUUAGGUACCUACUAUUUGUGGUUAUUAUUAUCAAAUUCGUCGUUAUACCUAAUAAAGAACAUUCGUGAUAAUUUCGAUUGAGAAAAUAAUGCAAUUAUGUUGUGUUUAGAAGAUAACUAAUGUGAACGUCGUAUUCGGCUACGGCCUUGCCGGAGUCUUACAACGAUUCUUGUAACACUUAACGGCCGUGGCGCGGGCGUGGUCAUCGUCUAUCCACGGAAGUUCUUCAAAUAACGUUCGUGGAAAAUUACUGUCGGCACCGCGUCACUUCGGUGUUCGUUAAUUUGUUGUUCAGUUUUCGUCUUAUCCCGUCAGAAACCGGGUCGCGAGUGUUUACACGUGCGCGUAAUGUAAUUAUUAUUUUAGUGAGUUUUUUCUCCCGUUUGUUCUAUUAUUUCACUUUACAACGAACUCAAAUAAACAGUACGUGACUGCGUGAGUACCCACUGGGCAAGUCAUCAUUAAAAUGGAAAACCUGGGUCUCGAUUUCGCGGACGGAUCGGUCGUCUGUUUUUUAAUACUGUUGUUGCUCUUUUUUAGAAAUCAGUAUUAAAAUUGUAAAAAAAAUAAAAACUAACGAAACAGCUAUGCUUGAUAAAUUUGAUGUUCCCGAAAUCGAAAUGAUACAGAUUACAGAUCUAAAAAUAUGGAGGAAACCUUUUUUUUUUUUAUCGACGCGAACAUAAUAUCACGAAAAACGCAUGGAAAAAUGAAAAUCUUGAUACACCCCAAUAAAAUAUACUUAUAAAUAGAUAUAACAUGCAACAUUAACAAUACAGUGCAAUAGUCUCUGGUUUUGGAGAAAAUCCGAUCAAAACUAUUAUACAUUACGGCAACUUUAUUUUUCCACCAAGUACCUAUCUACAGUUAAUGGAAAUAUGUUGUAUCAAUUAAAUUGUUGACAUUUUGGCUGGCCCAAAAGAAUUAUGUUCAUACGAAUCUAAAUACCUUAAUACUUUAAAAAAAAAAAAAAAAAUAUUCGAAACGUCUAAACGCUUUUAAAUAACCCAAAAACACUAUAAUUAUAUUUUGAAAAUUGUCAAAACGCUAGUACACCGAAUAACCGUGGUAUUCCACGUUCGGCCGCGUGUUGCAGAAUCUCAAGUGUCGCACGACGGACCAGUCGAGGCGCCAGGGAGAAUUUAUCGACAUAGCGGAACAAUGUAAAAAUCAGACGGCGAGGGGAAUGCCAUCGUCAUCACAGGAAAGCGAUUACCCGUCUGCUGCGGGUUACAACAAUGGCAGCAGUCGUGACAACAGGAUAAACUCUGGCAGGCGACCGGGUAACCAGGACGGCCGGAGAAACAAUAAUCGAGAAUACAACGUGCACCGACAGGAUUUUGGUGAUAUCUACGGCCAUGGUUACGGUAGCGGUGACCGUCAUAACAGUAAAAGUGAACACGGUAAUAGUAAUAGUGACCGCGGUAACGGCGGUGACCGCAGUAAUAGUGACCGCGGUAACGACGGUGACCGCAGUAAUAGUGGCCGCGGUAACGGCGGUGACCGCAGUAAUAGUGACCGCAGUAACGGCGGUGACCGCAGUAAUAGUGACCGCGGUAACGGCGGUGACCGCAGUAAUAGCGAAAACCGGGACUCGACGUCCUGCAACGUCCAGCAAUCUUCGGUAAGUGGAUUUCAAAGUAUUUAAAAGUUUUUAAAACUAUGUAUUUAACUGAUAUUUACAAUUUAUCUUGUCGUGUGAAAUUUAAUUUUUUGAAUUAUAGCUUUUGAAAUGAUAGUAUAUAUAAUGAUGUAUCCAGCACAAAGGCUGGGCAAGUUAAUGAUGUUUUAUGUAUUUCACACGACAAGUGUGUCGAGAACUCUCCUAAAUUUUUAAUAUUUUUUUAAACUCGGUGUAGGAGUAUAACGGUGGCCAACGAGGGGACCAUAAACGGCAAGGGAAUUCGUACAAUCCUAGUGUCGAUUACGACGCGAAGCAAUCGAAUUUCAAUAUUAGACAACUGCAGCAAACGAGACGGUACCGCAGAGAUGUUUACAAUAAAAAUAAUAACCGUCGGGGUGCAGCAGCGACGACGACCGGCAGAGGCCGACUGUUGGGAGACAACCGUUUCAGAAAUGUGACGAAAAACGGAUCUAAUCAAGCCAAAGGAUCGAUUCUCGAAAACAUGGACGCCGUAAGAGUAUAUUACUUAUAUUACUUAUAUUACCAAUUUUAAACCAUGAUUCGAGUAGAUCUAUUUUUUAUAUUAAAAUGAUUGCUCACCGCAGUUUAAAAUUUAUCAACAAGUAUGAAAGUAUUUUCUCUAUUUCUGAAAAAAAUAAAAAUGCGUGACUUUUAAAGUAAAGAAGUUAGAUUAAUUUUUUAUGAGGGAAAAAUAAUAAUUAAAGAUAAUCUUAAAAUAAUAACCUACGAUUUUAAUAGUUUUAAAAAAGAAAAAAAUUAAGUAUAUUUUUUAAUAAACUUGAAUCCUAGACAGUUUUUUGAGAUAUAGGAUCAUUCGAGUCUAGUUACCAUUAGAGUUAAACAAACAUAAGUAUAAUAUAUGUAGUUAGUAGGUACACUACGCCAAAUGAAUAAUAAUAUAUGAAUAUGCUUAAAAUUAAUUAUGUGAUGAUUUUUUUACAGUGCACAAUACAUUGUGUAUUCAAUCAACUAGAAAUGGUAAGUUUUUUUGCUAAAUCGAAUAAAUGUAUCAACAAUAAUAUGAGAAUAAGCUUUCCAGGAACAUAUUAUAGCGUAUUUAAAAAUAAAUAUGAGAGAAUGAGAAAUCAUUGAUGAGUAAUCACUAAUCACUGUUUAAACACUUACACUUUGUUUAAAAAAUAUACACAUUUUUAUAGUAACAUAGGUAAUAUUAUAUAUUUUUAUAAACAUAUAAAUUAUUUUUUUUUUUUUAUUCUGUAUGUGCUACAAUAAAAAUUAUAAUAUCUAAAUGUAUUAUCUUAGAUAGUUAUUGGCCAGUGGCAGUUAUAAUUGAAGUUCAAAAUGGGUGACGAAAUUAAGUAAAAUUUUAAAAUCCCCCUUCACCCCUAAAAAGUCUAGAAACUAUUUUUUUUGGUACAAAUAGUAAAAAAUGAUGCAUUGGUAUUAUUACUUAGAAAACAACUUUAAAAUGAUGAUAAAUAGCCCAGAAAUUACAAAAAUAUUUAGACACUGUUACCACGUUGAUAAAAGACUAAUACCUAUAUCUAUAAGUAUUCUGUGAAAAUUCCGGAUCUCUACAAUUGUUUUAAAUCAAAUCAUGACAAAAAUAGAAAAUUGAAAUUAAUAAAACCCUGCAUUAUCCCAGUUUACUACGAAAACCACAAGGAUAAUUUAAAAAAAAAACCUCCUUAAUGUACUAACUAGAUAGAUCCAAAAUGCUACAAAAAAAAUUUCUUAUCCUAAGGGAUCGUGGUAGUGGUGUGUAGUGUCGCACCCAUAUAAAUAAGCCCAUGACUGACGGCUGGUUGGAUGUUUGGCACAAUUGAUCAAAAUUACCCAAUCCGAAACUGUUACGACCAAAUUAUAAUUACCCUACACGUAAAAUAAACAGAAAUAUUCUACUAGUUAUGCAAUUUAAACGUUUAAUUAAUAUUUUAGAUUCUGAGCGUGGCGAGGGAGCUAUUGGUUUUACUAAGAUGUUUAUUUCUUUAUUUAUUUUUUUUUCUUAUAAAAACUUCAUACUUUUCAAUCCAGACCAAUUUGAACCAAGCUCACAAAUUUUUUCAAAGCCCGGAUCAGCUCAUUUCGGAUUAUAUAGGUAUUUUUUAAAAAAAAACCAACCCCCGCACUAGGAUAAAUAUGGUGAUUAAGAACCUAAACCAGAUCGUGCACAUAAAACAAAUUAAUUGGAAACCAAAUAAUAUGAUUUCAUUUAAUUGACUAAUCAUCAAAUUAAGUAUUAAUCAAUAUUAUAUAUUUUAAUAUUUAUUUUAUCUUUUUUUUCUUGGUUGAACCGUGACACCUGGCGGAGUUCCACAUUACUUCCACCAGAGAUAUUUAUUUUACCAGGAUCAUGUCUAUUGUCUACUCAGUUAAAACAUUACCACUUGAGUUUAUAAAUAACUAGAUAAAAAUAUUUUAGACAUUUACAUUUCACAGUGUUACACGUAUAUCCUACGCUACAUUCGACAGUAAACAACGUUUAUUUUUUAAUUUCCUGUUUCGACGUAAAAUAAUAUUUAAUAAGUCAUGUCUUAUCAUAACGAACACAUGCUAUUUAAAAAUAAUUAGAAAUAAAUUGACAAAUAAUACUAUUUUUCCAAGCAUAAAACCCAGACCAAAAGACCGGAUCAAACCACUCCAGUGAUAUUAAAAACAUACAUUAAAACUUCCAUAUAACGGUCACCGAAAGGACUCGAAAUAAUGACCGCUAUUUAGAAAGGUGACUGUCCUUUAGAGGUUUCCUAUAGAGGCAUAACACGACGGGACCAAAAAAAUGACCGUUAUACAGAUGUGACCGUCAACGAAAGUUUUACUGUAUUAUGAUUUGAACCAAACCUGACCCAUUAUGACUAUCUUAGACCCGAAUACCUAAACCAAGAAAUUAAAAAGCAUGUUGAUCGAACCGGAUCUAAUACGGAUCCCGGUCCGGUCCGGGUUGACCCUACUAGGUAGGUACUACUUACCUACCAUUUGCAUAACUUAUACCUAAAUUUACUUAAACCACGAUGGCAACAUCUGACUACGGUGGAAAGUUAGGUUGACAAAGCAUAAUCAUAUUUUUAAAAAAGACUAGUUUAUGUAUUCAAUACUCCGGUGGGGUCACUAGUCCUCAUUAUAAUGUAAUUAAAGUAAUUAAACCAGGACAAUACUUAAUUUUAAACAAUUUUAAUUUUUGCCUGACAGCUGAAUUCUGCAACCUCCCGUCCGGACAAACCGUCAAUAGUGAACAUUAUGACCAAUCAUAUAAAAGAUGUUGAACUAAAAGAAUUCAUACAGGAUUCUAUCGAAGAAUGCUUUGACACUCUUGAACUCGGUAAGUUAACUUGAUCAAAAUAAUGUAAGAAUCUUAUUAUUAUUUUUCGUAAUUAGUUUUUUUAAAAAUGUUAAGAAACAAUCAGCUUUAAAAUAUGCUAUAUUAGGUAGGUACCGUUAUUUUUUUUCGUCUAUAUUUUUGAAGUAAAACUACCUAAUUUUGACUUUCAAAUAUAGCAAACCAAUAUUUAAAAAAAAAACCGAUACUAGGAACGAGUAAUACCGUUGUAGGUAGAUAGUUGGGAAGGUAUAGGAUACAUAGUUAUUUAUUCGGAGCGAAGUUUAGUUAGAUAUGUUCUGAAAGGCCAUAAUAUUUAAAAUUUUCGUCAAAAUUUGAUGUUCAAAAACUUAUAAAAAAAAAUACUACAUUACACUCAAUUUUUUUUUUCGACUACUAAGUACAACUUAUAAAUUAUAAUGGACCACCUGUUAAAUUUCUAAGCACUUUUGUUUAUUCUAAAAAUUUAGUCCACAGAGUAGGUACCAAAUAAAAAUUACGUAAAAAUAUCACAAAAUUAAAAUGUAUAUAAAUAGUUCAAAAAUGGCUCAAAUAUUUUGAAUAUUUUACCAAAAUGUUAAAGAAAAGUCGAUAUAAGAUUUGUCAAAAUGUCAAGUCUCUACAAAUAAGUUUAAUUGAAUUACCUACUACUAACAACAAAAUUGAAAAUAAUGAAAUUAUUAUUUUACAAACGAUUAUGUUGCUGUUGACAUUUUGAAUUUCCAUUAAUUCAUGAAAUUUGUAAUAGAUAACUACCUAUUUUUCUUUUUUAUAGACAAUAAUCGAUUUUCUGUUUUAAUGUGUUUUAAAUUCUUAGUGAAACGAGGGAUCAAUUGGUUUUACUAUUUUACCUUUCUUGUUGCAUUUCGGUUCUAGUUUGUACUUUAGUAAGGUCACUUUUUGAAAGUCUCCUUAAUAAUUGAGAUAAUGAGGAAAACUAGUUCUUCAGGUUAAAAAUAAGGUUGCCAUUGUUAACUGUAUAUAUUAUUUUAAUCUUUUUAAAACAAUGGUUGUUGUCAUGAAAAUGCCCAUUGUUGAAAAAACAAAAAUAUUAUCCGAGCUCCAAUCAGAAUCGUUUUGCUUUAGUAAUUAUUAAUUGUUGCGUACAGAUAUAAAUUAAAUUCCCCUAUAUAUCCUAUCUUCCCAACGUCCUAACUACUACAGUGGCCACACUCGUUCCCAGUAUCAGUAUUUUGUUUAAUGCAUUUUCAACCUGAUAUUGUAACUAAAUUAGUGUAUCUAAAUUCCAUACUUUUUUUUCUUUGUAAAAAUGAUAAACCAUUAAAUAAUCAAUUUUGUCUUAGUAUGCUUUGACACACCCUCCCACAUUAUUUGUAGGUAUAAUAAUAAUAUAGUAUUUUAUUCAAUUUCGUUUAGACUCUCAUAAUACAAAAUGCGAAUUUUCUAAAAACUUUGCAAUUUGCAUGGAGAAUAAAGCACAAAAGGUAAAUUUUAUUCGAUUCUUCUCAACUUAAAUGUUUAACACUAUCGUCAAUUAAAAAUUUUGUUUCCCCUAUUUUUUUGUUGCAGAACUGCGAUGACUGGGACGAAAUCGACAUGCAGUCUGCAAACAAGAUGAAUUCCGCCCAAGAAGGGAACAAUAACCAACCAGAUAAAAGAAAAGGAUAUUAAAAUUUAUUAACUUUUCAGAUUCCACUAUAAUACCAAAAUUUGUACAUGUGAUUGAUUACAUUUUUUUAAAUCGUUUAUAGAGUAGUCAAGUUAAUAGCUUUUUAUUUUAAUGUCAUAAAACUAAUUUUACAUGUUAAAGAACAUCAACUACCUAUUUAUAUAUACACUAUUUAUAGUACGAAAAUUGUUUAAGUUUUUUGUAGCUUAAACCUCGAUUCUAAGUGUUCCCUAUCUUUAUUGUUUUGUAGAAUAAUAUAAAAUAUACAAUAGUGAAAUUUAGAGAAUAGAAAAUUAAAUUUAGAGCACAUGUUUUUAAUCUGGGAGACGCAACUAACAAAGGGGUUGAGAGUAAAAUAGAUUUAGAGGGUUGCCAAAAACCAUAAAUAUCAUACCUACAUACUGUUUAGUUUAUAGUUAUAUUAAACAAUUUUUAAAGAAGUCAUCUUACAUUUAAAUAAAAAUUAAGGGGGUCGUGAUUCAUAAAAGGUUGAAAACCACUGAUCUAGAAUGCCAUUCUCGCAAUGGCUAUUAGUGCAUCAACCAAGAAACAUAUUUUUAAUAAAACAGGAUUUUUAGUUUACAGUUAACAAUAUUAAUUUUUUUUACAAUAAAUGAAUAAAUUGUAAUAUAAUUGUUUCCUUAAUUAAAUUAAUUUAUUUUCAGUACUAUCUUAAUACCAUUAAUAACUUGAAUAACAUUGAAAAAUAA
Messenger RNA from Cinara cedri, 7814 nucleotides. NCBI's taxonomy places the organism in Eukaryota, Metazoa, Arthropoda, Insecta, Hemiptera, Aphididae. The record is from the annotation of a GenBank genome assembly.